AUGAAUGCAACAAAGGGCAAGGGCUCCUCAGUCAUGGUUUUAAAUGAAGAAUGUGACCAGAAUUGGUACAAGGCAGAACUCAAUGGAAAAGAAGGAUUCAUCCCUAAAAAUUACAUCGAAAUGAAGCCACACCUCUGGUUUUAUGGGAAGAUUCCCCGUGCAAAGGCAGAAGAAAUGUUAAAUAAACAGAGACACGAUGGAGCAUUUCUCAUUAGAGAGAGUGAGAGUGCACCUGGAGACUUCUCGCUGUCUGUCAAAUUUGGGAAUGAUGUCCAGCACUUCAAAGUCUUACGGGAUGGAGCAGGAAAAUACUUUUUGUGGGUGGUCAAAUUUAACUCAUUAAACUCUUUAGUGGAUUAUCAUCGGUCCACUUCUGUGUCCAGGAAUCAGCCCAUUUUCCUCAGGGACAUUGAACAGGUUCCACAGCAUUCCACAUAUGUUCAAGCUUUGUUUGACUUCGACCCUCAAGAGGAUGGAGAGCUGGGUUUCAGGCGUGGAGAUUUUAUCCAGGUCCUGGACAACUCGGAUCCUAAUUGGUGGAAGGGGGCUUGUCACGGACAGACCGGAAUGUUCCCUCGCAAUUAUGUCACUCCUGUCAAUCAAAACAUGUAACUUUCAGAGAAAAUGUUUGCUUGCUUAAAGCACCUGUAGACUUCCAGCUGGGUUGCCAUGGAAACAGAAACCACAGAGUGAUGGAGAGAAAAGGCUCAAUUGGUGACAUAGUUGUCGAUUGGCCGGAAAAAUAAAGACUGUGCUGUUUGGAGUGGUUGACAUUUUAAGAAGCACUAUUGACUGUGUGAGAAAAAUG
Messenger RNA from Sinocyclocheilus grahami, 808 nucleotides. RefSeq names its product growth factor receptor-bound protein 2a (gene grb2a). NCBI's taxonomy places the organism in Eukaryota, Metazoa, Chordata, Actinopteri, Cypriniformes, Cyprinidae. The coding region runs from base 1 to 612 and encodes 203 amino acids. The transcript is spliced from 5 exons. The record is from RefSeq and is a predicted model, not a curated record. Gene Ontology annotation, molecular function: protein binding.